CUCCCUAGUUCCUACUCCGCGCAUACACAUUCCCCUGCGAUCUGAGGUGCGCCCCCCAUCGUCGAGACCGAGCUUGCCAUGUCUCCGCCGCCGUCGCCGUCGCCGUCGUCUUCGUCUCCGGCGAGGGGGGUGGCGGCGGAGGGGGCGGUGGAGAGCGUGGUGGUGGUGCACAACGUGGCGAAGCGGCACAACGUGGGGACGCUCGCGCGGAGCGCCGCCGCGUUCGGCGUCUCCGAGGUGGUCGUCGUCGGCCGCCGCGACUUCAACUCCUUCGGCAGCCACGGAUCCACCGCCCACCUCCGCUUCCGCCACCUCUCCUCCCUCCCCCUCGCUCGCCGCUACCUCAAGGAGGAGAGGGACUACGACAUUUGCGGGGUGGAGAUCGUCGAUGGCGCCAUGCCCGUCACCGACCACCCGUUCCGGAAGAGCACCGCUUUCCUCCUCGGCAAUGAGGGCACCGGUCUCUCAGAGAGAGAGUGUGAGAUCUGCGACUUCUUCGUCUACAUACCACAGUACGGUGGUGGGACUGCCUCGCUCAAUGUUACGGUUGCUGCAUCCAUUGUGUUGCACCAUUUCGGAGUUUGGGCUGGUUUUCCUGAGAGAGUCAGAGAGGGCAACAAAUUUGUCGUUGCUGAGAAACCGAGCAAGCAAGCGAGGAGGAACUACUGCGCGGAAUCAAUCGAAGCUAUUGUCGAGGAACGGAAGCAUAGAAAAGAGAAUGCUCGCGUGGACAUUUUCGAAGAGAACGGAAGCAACGAAUCUCAAGUAACAAGCACCCUAGAAGCAAUGUUUGUUGGUUAACUACGGAUGAGAUUGAUUGCAGGGGAAAAGCUUCUGAAAUGCCGAGGUGGUUUUCGUGCAACUCAGGUCGGGAAGGCAUAAUCGGUUUAUGGUUAAUGAUGAGUGAAAACUAUGUAGCUGUGGUAAUCUCAUCUCCACCGGCUAUGCAAAGGAUAAAAUCACUGGUCCGUGAUAAAUUAAGAUCCCCACGAGUCGUAAAUCGAGGUUAAUCUUGCAUGGGAAAUCUCGAAAUUUUAUGUGGAAAGCAUAUAACAUUCUCGGAAUGUUUGAAAUUCAUGUAUAAUGAACCACUUCGUUGUGUGAGAGCUAUUUUCUGAGUUGAUCAGUCACAUAAGAGCAGUUCUCUUUAUAAAGGUAAUGAUAAUUUGAUAACAUAAUCUUCUUCUGUAGUAUUUUAAUGAUCCUGUUUCCUACUGUUUGUGUAUAAAACAUAUGUAAUACUCAAUCUCAGGUGUCUAAUUCAUUUUUUA
This is a messenger RNA of Ananas comosus (pineapple), 1271 nucleotides long. RefSeq names its product putative TrmH family tRNA/rRNA methyltransferase. Bases 79 to 801 code for a protein of 240 amino acids. The transcript is spliced from 4 exons. Gene Ontology annotation, molecular function: RNA methyltransferase activity; RNA binding. Gene Ontology annotation, biological process: RNA processing. NCBI's taxonomy places the organism in Eukaryota, Viridiplantae, Streptophyta, Magnoliopsida, Poales, Bromeliaceae. The record is from RefSeq and is a predicted model, not a curated record.